Wallemia mellicola CBS 633.66 is the source of this 3368-nucleotide messenger RNA. RefSeq names its product subtilisin-like protein. Bases 316 to 3339 code for a protein of 1007 amino acids. Gene Ontology annotation, molecular function: structural constituent of ribosome; tripeptidyl-peptidase activity; serine-type endopeptidase activity. NCBI's taxonomy places the organism in Eukaryota, Fungi, Basidiomycota, Wallemiomycetes, Wallemiales, Wallemiaceae. The record is from RefSeq and is a predicted model, not a curated record. Gene Ontology annotation, biological process: proteolysis; translation. Gene Ontology annotation, cellular component: membrane; cytosol; cell wall. The transcript is spliced from 5 exons.
AUGAAUGAAGUAGUUAAAGACACACUAAACGCGAGGAAUAGAACGUUGUUGAGUUACAGGGAGAUAAUAUGUCUUAUAAUAGUCAGCAGUAUCGUUAUAAAGUACGACGAUAUUAGCUUGCUAUACCUCGUACUAGCUGGAUACUUCAGUUUUUUAUUUCUACUAAGGAAGAAUGAAACAGAGGAUCUAGGGGAGAAUGAAAAGUACACGCUGCCUUUAAAAACUGUAAUCAUAUCAAGUAUUUUUAUAUUUUUAGUUGAAAUACUCCUUCUCAUACGAUUGAACGUCUAAAGAACUAACACUGAGGACUAAAAGAUGAAUAACUUUGCAAAAAAUUUAAAUAGCAAGCUACAAUUCAUAAACUACAAUAAAACAGCUCACAAAUCGAUAAUAAACGUACACUCGACGAGGAAUAACACUAUUAUAACACUGACGAACAACAACAACCAACCAAUAACUUGGCUAUCAUCAGGUUCUAUUGGCUUCAAAUCCUCACAGAAAUCUGGCUAUGAAGCUGGCUACCAGUCCACCAUCAAACUAUUCGACAUGAUCAACCAAUCCUCACCAGACUCACCCCUUCAUCAAUCUAAAUUUGGCCCUAUAGAAAUGCAUUUCAGAGGUUUCGGACAGGGUAGAUUUGCUAGCUGGGCUGCACUCCUCUCACAACAGGGUGAAUCCUUCAAACAAAGAUUGACGCUCAUAAAAGACAAAACCCAUCUCGUUAGAGGCGCGCCGUUUAUUCUCGCUAUAGAUUGGAGAGAUAGCCGUCCGACUACUAGACAGCUGCUCUACACUUUGGAGAUUGACGCACCACAUCAGACACUCUUCGAACAGCUUAACAAGAGGGAUAUCCCCUACACGCUCACUCACACCUUUUCUUCUGAUUUGUUUACCGGCGCAUCUAUCUUACUAAACAAUCACGAGGAUCGUAUACACCUUCCUCUCCUACAAUCUGUCAAGCAUGUCUACCCAAUAAACUCGUUUGACAACCCUGCAAAUUCUCUAUCACAAGAUUCAUUGGAUUUGUCUACUCAGUCGGCUUACAAUUCACAGCUAUAUCCACUCGUCUCAGGUACUCAGGCACUCCCUAGUCAUAGCUCAGUCCAGCUCUUGUCCGCAUCUGCAUUACGUCAAUCUGCUAUUACACAGGCACAUGAGCGUAACUUAACAGGCGAUGGUAUAUUUAUAGCAUUCAUAGACGACGGUGUCGAUUACACCCACCCUGGUUUGGGUGGUUGUUUUGGUGAAAAUUGUCCCAUUUCACAUGGAUGGGAUUUAGUCGGGGAUAACUACAACACAACAACACACGACAUCAGUCCAGGUCCACUCGGUGCGACGACUUGUAAAUCUCAUGGUACAUCCACAAUUGGUGUCGCCGCAUCACAACUUGAGCAGCUGCCAGGUGCCGCUCCUAAUGCAACUUUCGGUAUGUACAGGAUAUUUGGCUGUUAUGGUAGCUCUGGUGAUGAUGUCCUCGCAAUGGGUUUGAUCAAGGCCUACGAAGAUGGCGCCGAUAUUAUAAAUAUUUCAGCAGGUGGUCCAGACGGUUGGACCACUUCUUUGCCAUCUGUAGUAGCAUCGAGAAUAGUUGAAAAAGGUAGACAUGUCGUUACAAGUGCUGGUAAUUAUGGUCUGCAGGGUUUACUAUACUCCAAUUCCCCGGCUGGUGGUAUUGGUGUAACCCCAGUCGCCUCAACUGAUCUUCCAUACGUACCUUACCUUAAUGCAUCACUCACUAUGGAAAGCAAACCCGGUGAUAGGUUCCCUUACGUCCCUGCAACCUCGUUCAACAAAAUGAACGUCACAGUUCCGGCCUACAUUCUAGAUAAAAGUGGAAAUUCUACUUCAGAUGCUUGCAAUAAUGUCACUACUUCUGAUAAACUCGAUGAUGUUGCUGUUAUCAUCAAACCUGGUGGAUGUAGUAUUGGCGAGAAGCUUGAGAACCUUAAAUCUGCAAACGCUUCAUUGGUGUUAAUCUCAGACAUUAAUGGAAACCUAACUUCAUCACCUGCUGUGGAAGGACUAGAUACGGCUAUUAUCAAUCUCAACACAACACGCAAUCUGCUUGAUGGAGAGAACAUUACCCUCCAUUAUACACCAAUUCUGCAGGAGAAUCCACGAGAUGGACUUAUAUCACAGUAUAGUAGUAUGGGUCCAAGUGCAGAUGGCUAUGGUAAACCAGCUGUGGGAGCUCCUGGAGCAAAUAUUCCAACACUUGCACCGGGUAACAAUUACAUGAUACAAUCUGGAACCUCAUUCUCAGCACCAUACUAUUCUUCAAUGUUAGCUCUUCUCCUUCAGGAUGCACGUCGGAAAGGACAAAUGUUGAAACCAGAUGUCGCGCGCGCACUUAUGCUCAACGGCGCAACUAGUGUCAUGUUAGACGAUGACAUUCCUGGACCUGCCUUCACAGUCUUACAAGGUUCAGGUGUCGCAAAUUUGACGGCAACACUCGACGCGACUACGUAUGCUCUUCCUGAUAUACUUAAUCUAAACGACACCUACAAUGGUGUUUCCAAAUCACAUACUAUCGAGGUUGUAAAUAUGGGCUCUGAAGAAACUACAUUCACAAUAUUGCACCAACCUGCUCUUACGGGUUACGUCCUCGAUGAUGGUACCAUCCAACCACGUACAUGGUUACCAGAGCAUUCUACUGAUUCCGCAGAAGUUGACUUUCCAACUACAUUAACCGUUUCUGCCAAUUCUUCAGCUUCACUCGACGUUAACUUCAGCUACAAAGACAUAGAUGAUCAUCGUCUGCCUGUGUAUUCCGGUUGGAUUGUACUCGAAUCUCCUGAAUCUAGAUUACAGGUAUCUUAUAAUGGUAUAGCUGGCGAUCUCUCGAAGAUGCAGGUGUUAGACAACACUGAUGAUCUAUUUCAACAAGGUUUUCCAGUACCAUUUGCAUUCCGUCAGUCGGAUAAAAAUCUCAUAGAUACUGUCGACUCAUUCAGUAUGAUCGGACUUGACAAACCUGCUGUUAUAUACAGAUUGACAGGACCAUCACCAUAUCUUCGUAUCGAUCUAGUUGAUGACACAGCGAAACGUAAUGUUAUCAAUGGUGUACUCAAUUGGAUGAACGAUAUCUUUGGUGAUGAUGAACGAAGUGCCAAAAGCGGUGUACUCUAUGAAGAGCUAGGCGUAUCUCGCAAUGGUUUCAUGGGUUCUGGUCAAGGUAGUUCCUAUCAACGUUAUGAUAUGGACGGCAAAUUCGCCAACGGACAGACCAUACCAAGUGGAACUUACAGAUUCCACAUUAGUGCUCUCAAAGUACAUGGUGAUGAAAAUAACAACGAUGACUAUGAAACAUGGUUAUCGGAGAAAUUCACAAUCAAAUAGACAACUUAUAGACAUAUUAUAGAAUGGAC